CAUGGGUUGGCUGGUUGGUUGCUUUGGUUAUUCGUUGUGUCUUUCUCUGAUCUCUGAUCUCUGAGAGCUCAUCUCUCUUUCCACCAAUGCGGUCUCUACCUAUCAACCGACUGCCGACUUCACUGUUUAAGUCUCUCCCCCAUCAUCGUCGCGCGGACUUGAUGGGGCCAGUUGGUUGACGUUCUUGAUUGAAAGUGAUCUGAGCCUUAUCAUUAUUUACCCCUCGGCUGUGGCAUGACAACAAUUAGUUAAAGACGUUAAGCCAGCAACCGUUGUCCCUUACCUAGUACCGCCCACGCCCUACCCAAACCCGCCCCCGGCUUAACAUCAUGAUGCGAUCAAAGGACCCUCGAGUCCGCCAGAGGAUAAAUCAAAUCUCCCACAACCUUGAAUCCGCAAACGAGACAGCCCAGGAGGGCCUCUACACCUUCUCUCACAACUAUAUCCUGCCGUGUUUCACGGCCAUCGGCAACUGCGUCUACAGCUGCACGGCACCCUGUCUUCCGACCCGGGAGGACCAGCUGCGUCGGCGCCGACGCGGCCGCGCGGAAGCGAACUUUGACUUCUAUGACGAUUGGGACAAUGAGGACUCAAAUGCUGGACUGCUGGGAUGGGGCACCGAUGAACUCGACCGCCUGCUGGCUGGCAGUGGUUUGGCCCGUGGCGGUGCCGAGCAGCCUCGCCGGCAGAGACGGAUGAGCUACGGGACGCGGCGUGUCCGUCGGAAGAGCACGGCUCUGGCCCAAGAUGAACGGAAUGACCCAACCGUCAUCCCCAGCUCCUCGUUCCUGGGAUUCCUCGAGCGGUUCCCCUGGCGCUUCGGGGCGCGCGGACUGAAAUACCGUCCCUCGGCGGCGGAUCUGCAGGAACAUCCGGCGGGGGGACUGCGGAGGCACGUCUACGAGGAUGAGCCGCUCAUGGAGGCCGCCGAGGAUUACGAUGCCCAGCCGUCCGGGAGCAAAGGCCGGUAUCGGAGUUCGACCCAGUCGUCGCGGGAGACCACGAACUCGCUGAGUUCGCGCGGGGAUUUGAUUCCCAGCGAUGACGAAGAGGAUGCUGUGCCGUUGGAUGAUGAGUUUGCCAUGGCGUUGGGCAGCCGUCGAGGAACGGGAUUGGACUCGAUCGACAUGAUCGGGGAUAAGCCGGCGAGCAUGCGGUCCGCGUCCGGAACGUUUAGUCUGGGGACCACCAGUUCGUCCAAGGCCUCCAAGAAGAAGCAGAAGAACCAGCGGAGCAGCCGGCUUCGUUCCCCGCAGGAGUCCUACGUAGAUAUCACCCGUGAUGAUAGCACGCCUUCAUUGGCCGAUCUCAAGAAGGAGGAGGAGCAGGCGGCGUAUGAAGAAGAAUCGGAGAUUGCACGGAAACGGCUGGCCGCACAGCAGUUGGCAUCGAACCGUGGUCUUGAUCAUCAGGUUACUUUCUUCAUCGGCGAAUCAUGGCACGUCAUCAGAUGUAACCCACCAAGACACUCACCAGUCCACGCCUGGGUCACCAGCAGAAGACCCUCCUAUACGAGAUCAUAAUGGUCGUUCUGAAUCACGGCCACUGUCCAUAACAACCGAAGACAAUUCACAAACCGAACCAUUCCCGCCUUUCCCUACAACACCUGAACCCCACGAUACGAUGGUUGCAUCACCAAAUAGCGGCUCCCAUGGCCAGAACAAUGACCAUGAUUCAGCAUUAGCCACUGACCCUAAACCCCACUGAACAUGACUGCUUCAAGGUUGUGCUACUCCCAAUGCUAGUCAAAGGACAGACUGUCGCCCAUCACGGUUUGCGGGUCAAACCUUGGGCACUAGGUUAAUAAUUCUUUGCCACAUACGCAGUUACUCAAGAUUAUCUAUAGUAUUAGUGGAAUAUG
Molecule: messenger RNA, 1861 nt
Organism: Aspergillus aculeatinus CBS 121060
Lineage: Eukaryota; Fungi; Ascomycota; Eurotiomycetes; Eurotiales; Aspergillaceae
Exons: 2
Coding region: 330-1523 (397 amino acids)
Source: RefSeq, a predicted model, not a curated record